Caenorhabditis remanei is the source of this 2064-nucleotide messenger RNA. RefSeq lists its product as uncharacterized. NCBI's taxonomy places the organism in Eukaryota, Metazoa, Nematoda, Chromadorea, Rhabditida, Rhabditidae. Gene Ontology annotation, molecular function: protein binding. Bases 1 to 2064 code for a protein of 687 amino acids. Gene Ontology annotation, cellular component: Cul2-RING ubiquitin ligase complex. The record is from RefSeq and is a predicted model, not a curated record. The transcript has 8 exons.
AUGUCAGUUCCUCCCCUUCUGGACCUCACAACUCAUCGAGUCAUAACAUGUAUUCGUGCAGGAACAUUCCCACCCAUACCCUACCAACUUGACCCCGACUUAAGUAAACGACUUUUCGACGAGCACAAUAGAAUAUUUGACGGAGCAGUAACGAGAUCAGUGGCGAAGGAUCUCUGCUCAUUACUCAACGUAACUGAAAUAGAUAUAUCGAAUGCUAUUCUUACAAGAAAUGAGCUCAUUAUACUGAAGAAUAUGAAUUUAGUGUCGCUGGCAAUGGGAGAUUUGACGGAAUUAGGACCGAAUAACACAGAAUCACACAAUCGCAUCAAACUUGAGGCAAUGCUGAGAAAAUGUUUGAAUGAAACAACACUUCAACAGUUACGUCAUUUGGAUUUAAGUUCCACCGGUGUAUAUUACUUCAGGGGAUGGCUUGAAAAUGUAUCAAAAAUGUUCCCGUCACUUGUCAGCUUUUCCGUGGCGAGUGAACAAUUGUCUCUCACAGAGUUCAGAACGAUUUGCACCAAUUUCCGGAAUCUUCGUGUUCUUGACAUUUCUGAUACAGGUUUGAGAUCUCUCGGAGGGAUUUCAAACUUACCAAAUAUUGAAAUACUAGCCAUUGGUGGUUUGAGAUCUCUCACUUCGUUGGGUAUGCUUGAAAUUUUCGAACUGAAAAAGAUUCGAGUUUUGGACUUGUCGAGUAGAAUAGAUUUACGAGCACACACGUGGAUGUUUGACAGAUUUCUUGAUUGCAACAAAGUCCUGCCGGAGCUGAGAUCAAUCGAUUUGUCUGGAACUUUUAUCUUGCUCGAUAGACUUGAAAACUUUAUCAAAACGCAUCCCACUCUGGAACAAAUUUCACUUCUUGAGACCUCCUGUAGUGACCUGCAGAUGGUUUAUCCAGGCAUCCAGAUUCUUGUACAGAAGUGUUUGCCCACUGCGUGUGUGUCAUUGAGUCAUUACACAAAACUGAAAAACUAUAACUCAACAGAAGUCGUUUUAGAAAACACAUUUUGGCUAAUGAUUGAAAAACUUGACAAAGAGAACGAAUCUACCAUAAGAGACUGGUUCCGCGCAAUUUGCGAAGCUAUCAAACAAUUUCCAACGGGAGUAUGUAUUGAUAAAUGGGCGCUGAAAUGUUUGGAUCAGAUAAGCCGAAAACAGAGGAUUCAUACUCUCUCACUUGCCGAACGUCACGAACUAGUGAAUGUCCUGUUUAAGCUUUGUGAUGAUAGGCUUGACUACAAAGAGGAUGAACUGGAAGCUGAAGUAAUUCAUGGUGUAUGGCUCAUAUUGGGUAACACGUAUUUUCUCUCUACGCCAAAUCUGAACGUCCGGAAGAUUUUUGAGAAUGCACUCGAGUAUUGUCUCAUUGAAAAAGCACGCCCCAUUCAAAGUGUUUGUAUGAAAAUUAUGAAAUACACAUUUGAGAUUAUGAAGCCGGAAGAUCAGAAAGAGAUGUUUGGAAACUUGGAUAUUUGUCGAGAUAUUGUUGAAUCUCUCAACUUUUUCUAUAGAUUAAAACAGUUCAAGAAAUAUCAAUUUGUACUGAAAUUCAUUAUUAAAUUGGUCGAGUAUCAUCCAGUGAACUUUGUGAAAGCUGGAGGAGUGAGUAUCUUUGUGAGACAUUUGAUAAGAUACAGUCAGGUGGAGAGCUUGAAAAUGUUGAUAGUUUUGGCUUUAACUGGAAACUCGGAGUUCAUUAGAGAGCUGUCAACACCGGAAAAUGUUCGAGGCUUUGUACGCUACUUGCAUAAAUGCAAACCGAAACUAAAUUACUUUACAAACGUCAAUUCUGUGAGUGAGAAAACAUUUCUAGUCUGCUGUAUUCUCAGUGUAAUCGUUUACUCUAUCGACGAGAAACGUUUCAACUCAAUAUAUUGGAAGAAUAUUGUGAAACUUCUCAAGGAGGUUCUCACUACUCUGGCAGAAGAACCAGGUUAUCCAUGUGUUCAUCUUGAAGAAGUUUUCGAAACAUACUUUGAGAAAAGAACGAUUGAUGUGAAGGGACCAAUUCAAGACAUCCAGUGUCACAGAGAGGAGAAAGGGGCUUGUUUUUAUUGUUGA